CUCGGGGAAGGUGGCCGCCAUUUUGUGUGCGACUUUGUGUCCGUGGAAGGCGAGCGCGGCGGCUGCGGGAGGAAAGGAGCGCGGAGCGGGUUAGGCUGUGCCUAGAGAGCUGGGACUUCUACCCUUGAAGGCCGUGUGCCGAGAAUCCGAUGUUGGGCUCGGCUUCCUGGCUGAAAACAGCAAAUCGGCCCAUGAGAACUACCAUUCCUAGCCAAGGGAAGGGAUCCAACAGGAGUCAGCAUCUAUUCUUUCAGGUCUGGCAGCAGGAAAGAGGGCAGGAGGUGGAGACUAAAGAAUCUGAAAAGAGAACUGAAAGGUGACAAUUAGGUUGAAGAUGGGGGGUGGAGAAAGGUUCAACAUUCCAUCUACCCAGCCCAGAAAUGCUACCAAGAACCACCAACAACUGAACAACAGGAAAAAGAGCAAAGAUCAGAAUUCCCAGAUGAAGAAAAUCCACAAGAAAGAGAGGGUACACGGAUGCAGCCCAUCAUCGGUUGCGUGGCAGGCCAUGCAGAAUGGGGGGAAGAACACAAUACAUUUCCCAACUAACCAGACUUGGAAUCCAGCUUUAUCCCACUCAUUUUUCAUGCCUCAAGCCAACCAAAACUAUGCUGGAGCAAAAUUCAGCGAGCCACCAUCCCCAAGUGUUCUUCCUAAGCCACCAAGCCAUUGGGUGACUGUUUCACUUAACCCCGUUGAUAAAGAAAUCAUGACUUUUCAACUUAAGACCUUGCUUAAAGUCCAGGCUUGAGAAAGUGUUAAUUGUACACGGGGAAAAUGAUAUAUCAUAGAUUCAAAUUCCACAGUGUGGGUCCAUGUUGGGUUUCAAAAUGCAAAAAAGGCACAUCUUAAGGAAUUAGGUUAGCUGUGUGUUAGAAGUUGGUUGAAUUGUAUAUGCUGGGGAGAUGCUCUGCACCCCACCCCUCCUUUUUUUGGAAAUAUUCUAGAGAACAAUUCACCUUUUUCGGCUUUGUGCACUGUAUCCACUGCUGUGUGCUAUUGAUGCACUAUUACAAUCAAACAGCCUGAACUAAUCCCUGGCCAUGGUCCUCAGUACAGACUCUGUUGGGCCAUCUAAUUCCAGUUGCUUUCAGUUUUAGAAUUGCCUUUUCAGGGGAAUUGAAAUUAAUGCCAGCUGACCAAAUUUCCAGCAAUUGCAGUGCAGCAAAAUAUAAUUGAUUUCCCCACAUACUGUGAAAUAUUGUAGGCAUUCAAGUCGUUAGUAACUUGCUUUCCUACUGGAGCUCAAUUUUAAAAAAUCAACACACCAAAAAUUGUUUAAGAAAGCCACUUAGAUUAUGAAGUAUUUUUUAACUGAAUUACACAUGAUCUACUUACCCAUAAUUUGAAUGGGUGGUUUGGGCAUCCCAUCCAUCCAUCCAUCCAUCCAUCCAUCCAUCCAAAGAUCUUUGACCAAUAUGUAACCACUCUCAUUAGGAAACUUCAACCUGUACAGCACUUAUUUAAUAAGACUGGAAACAUUGAUGUCUAGUUUUUUUACAUAAGCCUACAAAUGGACAUUGGACAUAAAUAGCCUGUAAGUGUGCCAACUCAAAAAAAUCUUUGCAUUGCCAGAUGAUUGCCAAAAGCAUUUUCCUUCAUGGGGAAUUUCAUUGAGCUGUGUUUGAAACACAUUCUGGAUUUUUUUUUUUAUCAUUUACUGAAAUUGUUGAAGCCAGUCUGAAAUCAAGACAACCUGUAAUAAGGAUUUGUUUAAAUGAAUUUAGUGAGUUAAAACAUCUCUUAUGGAGGGAAGAAAGAGCCAUGUAAAUAAAUGUAAAACUUGUAGCAUAUGUAAAUUUAUGCUGGGCUUUCCUGCCAAAAUAAAGUAUUUUUAGUACAAAACUGCUGAAUGUAAAAAGACCAUGCUAAGCACAUGGCAUGACUUUUUUUUAAAAAAAAAACUUGUUAAAAAAAAAGCUUAAAAGCACAUGUCUGUGCCAUUGCACUUCAGUGUCUGUGAGGGUAUGUGCCCAUGUUUGGCUUAGGUGAGUUGGAUUGUAAAAGUUGGUACAAAGAGAAGCACUGCUUUUUAAAGGUAAAACAACAAAAGAAUGUUUUUAAAACCAGGGAUGCAAUCAAGUUCCUAUUAAUUGCAGGAGCAAAACUUUUAUUAAAUGGAACUGAAUUGUAUUCCUAGGAUGCAAUCAUAAGAACACUUACUUGAAAGCAGGACACUGAUUAUACAGUAGAAUACUUGAGCGUGUUUAGGACUGGGCUGCAUUCCAAAACAAUUAAGCAUCCAGUCCUGUUUGAUAAUACUGGGACUGAAGCACACAACCACUUGAUUUCAGCCAGUAAAGGUCGUUUUCAUUUUGGAUGUAUUAAGUAACUUUAGCAAAGACAACCUAUAUUAGAAACUUCAGUACCAAAAUGGUGGUAAGUUUAAAAUACAGACGCCAAAACCCUGUAUUGUAUUUGUGAAGGCCUAUUCUUACUUGUGAUUCCUGUUGGGUAUUGGGAUUUGUUUUGGAACUAUCCAUUUGAACUUAAAACUUUUUUGGGUAGUUUUGUAUGAGGUCACUUAUUAAGUGAAUCUUUUCAUGGUAUGCCCUUAGAAACCAUUUCUCAAUUUGGUCUUCUGAACUUUGCUAACAAGUAGUAUCUUUAUUAUUUCGUGAAAUUUCAAAUGUAUGUAGGUGAUAAUGGUCUGUGAAAAAUUAAAUUCCUUCCAUAAUGAAGAUCUAAGUGGGGAUAAUAAAGAUAACUUCCAACAGUAGUCAGUAGUAAUGAAGGUGAGUGCAUAUUCAGUGACUUUGAAAACAACUUUUUGUAAAAGUCUCAGGGGUGAUUGGCUAUACAUCAUUGCACAUUCUAGCAACUUAAGACAUUCAAAAUGUUUUAGCGACAAUCAAGGUAAUGUAUUCCCAAGUAAAACAAUUGGACACUUUGGUCAAAAUUAUAAUGUCUUGUUCCCCAAGUUUAUCCUUGAUAUUUUAUAAUUGUUAUAUCCCAAAUGCAAUUUUGAUGUUCUAAAUUCCAUGUUUGACAUGCUGCUUGAAUAUGAAUCAGAAACAAAAUUUAAAUAAAAAUCCCUAACCUGUUCUCCCCCA
This is a messenger RNA of Elgaria multicarinata webbii, 3053 nucleotides long. RefSeq names its product proline rich nuclear receptor coactivator 2 (gene PNRC2). Bases 335 to 751 code for a protein of 138 amino acids. Gene Ontology annotation, cellular component: nucleus; P-body. The transcript is spliced from 3 exons. The record is from RefSeq and is a predicted model, not a curated record. Gene Ontology annotation, biological process: nuclear-transcribed mRNA catabolic process, nonsense-mediated decay. Lineage: Eukaryota; Metazoa; Chordata; Lepidosauria; Squamata; Anguidae.